Molecule: messenger RNA, 2436 nt
Organism: Ictidomys tridecemlineatus (thirteen-lined ground squirrel)
Lineage: Eukaryota; Metazoa; Chordata; Mammalia; Rodentia; Sciuridae
Source: RefSeq, a predicted model, not a curated record
AAACUAACAACUCCACCUUGACUCUCAGUUCCCUACCCUUCACCUUAGAAAUAAAGGUGGUGGGAAUCAGAGACCUGUAGUUCCUAAAUGAUAAGAGUGCUUUAGAAUUGCCUGGAGGGUGUGUCCCAACUCCAAGGCUGGGCUCCACCCCACCAUCCCCCAGUUAAGGGUGCUGUGGACUGCGGAUCUGGAGGGGUACAGAGAAUUUCUGCUGCUUUUCGGAUAAGCAUGUGGCCCUUCCUGGUGAGAUUUGAAUGUAUCCUGUUCCUCGCUUCAGCCUUUUCAGUGAUAACUCAUCUCAGCCAAGGCCUGUCACCCAGGAUUAAUCAAAGUCACCUGAUCCCCUCCUACCUGAAAAACCGCAAGUCAGGUCUAAAAGUUGAGGGCUCAAACUUCACACUAGGAGGCUUUCCGUUCCUGAUCAUAGCAGGCACUAUUCACUAUUUCCGGGUGCCCAAGGAGUAUUGGAGAGACCGUUUGCUGAAGAUGAAGGCAGGUGGCUUCAACACCCUCAUCACGGCUUUUAUAACCACAGCUUCAGAGGUGGGACUCUGGGUCAUUCUGUGUCCAGGACCCUACAUUGGUAGUGACUUAGAUCUUGGAGGCUUGCCCAGCUGGUUACUCAAGGAUCCAAAAAUGAAGCUGCGGACAACUUACAAGGGCUUCAUUAAAGCAGUGAAUUUAUAUUUUGAUCAUCUGAUUUCCAGGCUGUUGCCAUUGCAGUAUAACUGGGGAGGCCCCAUCAUUGCUAUGCAAGUUGAGAAUGAAUAUGGUUCAUAUUAUCUGGAUAAAAAGUACAUGCCAUAUGUCAAAAAGGCCCUGGAGAAAAGAAAGGUCGAGGUGCUUCUCAUGACUGCUGAUAGUGGACGAGUGCUGGGAAAAGGCCGUAUAAAAAAUGUGCUGGUCACUCUUCACAUGAAGAAUAUACAUAAAGGAACUUACAAAGAACUUUCUUCAAUUCAGGGUCAUAGUCCUAUAAUGAUGAUGGUAUACACAGUGAACUCUUUUGACUCAUGGGGUGUUGCCCGCCACAUUCCAGACGGACAUAUGCUUCUUAAGGAUGUACGUGAAAUGCUCAAACUUAGGUUCUCCCUCAACUUCUACAUGUUCCAUGGUGGCACCAACUUUGGUUUCAUGGGUGGAGCUCAACAUUUGAAUGGUUAUUACCCUGUUGUCACCAGCUAUGAGUAUGGGGCACUGCUGAGAGAGAAUGGAGAUUACACGCCUGAGUAUACCACAUUUCAAGAGGUUUUUCGGUCUGUUAUAGCAGCUCCUAUGCCCCUCCCACUAAAUUACAUACCAAAGAAUGCCUAUAAGUCAGUGACACUAUUAUACUUCAUGACACUGUGGAACCUGCUUCCCUACCUGGACUUGCCAACCAAGUCUGUCAAGCCACUCACCAUGGAACAGCUAUCUGUGAAUGAAGGAAGUGGUCAAUCCUAUGGGUACACGCUUUAUGAGACUGCCAUUUCCAGUGAUGGCAUCCUCACCUCAAAGGGCCAUGUUCAAGAUCGGGGUCAGGUGUUUUUGGAUGACAAGCACGUGGGAAUCCUGGAUCAUUCCAAAGAUGAGCUAACCAUUCAGAUACAUGACCACCAGGAAUACCACAUUCUAAGGAUCUUGGUGGAGAAUCAAGGCCGACUCUCCUCUGGGAAGAGCAUGAACCAGCAGAGAAAAGGUUUAACUGGGGAUAUUUAUCUGAACAAUUCUCCAUUAAGAAAAUUUACAAUAUACAGCCUGGAAAUGAAAAGUGUAUUCAUAAAAAGGAAACUCCCCCAAAUCUGGAAGCCAAUCACAGAGAAAGUUAAGGGCCCUGCCUUCUUCCUUGGUUACCUGAAAAUCAGUGGUGAUCCCAGAGACACCUUUAUACAACUGGAGGGCUGGAAUAAAGGAGUAGUAUUCAUCAAUGGACAAAACCUAGGAUGCUACUGGAGUAUAGGACCCCAGGAAACUCUCUACCUUCCAGGACCCUGGCUCCAUACUGGAACAAAUGAGAUUAUCUUGUUUGAGGAAUUGGAAAGUGGCAUAGAGGUUGGGUUUAAAAUGGAAUCUCAUUUAGGGUAUUGAGUCAUAAGUGGUGUGUAGUAAAUGGACUGAGCUGUCAUGUGAGCAGUGGGGCUGUGAGUAACCCAUCAAUCCUGGCACUUUGAUCACCACAACCACCCUGGCUUCUCGAUUCAGCUCCAGCUGCCUGGAGUCUACCAUCCACUUCCUGAUCUUCCAGCAUACCACACUUCUGGCUUAAGUUAUCCCAUCUGUUUCUCAUGUUUACUACAAAAUAAGUCUACCCAGUGCCACCUUAAAAGCUAUAGUGACCACCAAAUAAAAUGUUGAAAAAAAUGAGAAGAUACUUAGAAUACUUGAUCUCAUAAGUAUAAAUUGAAAGCAACAAGUCAAAUAAAAUACAAAUGCAUGCAGGAAAUGACACGCAAUUCA